Molecule: messenger RNA, 1944 nt
Organism: Closterium sp. NIES-65
Lineage: Eukaryota; Viridiplantae; Streptophyta; Zygnematophyceae; Desmidiales; Closteriaceae
Source: the annotation of a GenBank genome assembly
AUGGGCAUCCUCUACGGUGUCUCUGAGGCCACGCUGAAGAAGUAUCACGGUUGGGCCAGAGAGUACAAGCUCUUCAUGGCGCACGAGCUGCCAAAAUUGGACGCGAGUAGGUUUGGUGAGGAGGCCUUGUUGAGAAACACGAACCCCGACGAGAUCGGGGUUGCGCUCGAGCAGAACAUGGGUGGUGACUGGAAGAUGGCGGAGGGCGACGAGCAGUGGUUCCACGGCCGUGAGACAAAUCCGUGGCGCAAAUACGUGACCUUCCUCGCGAACGAGACGGUCGCGCAGUCGGACAGAAUGGCCACACUCAAGCGGCCCGACAAGACCUUGAAGAAGAGACGCCAGUGCUCUCGUGCAAUGCUGAUGGGGCGUCUCAAGGCUUUGAACCUCCUCAUCAAGCUGGACGCGGCCAUCUUCAGGAAGCCCGUUCUGAACCUGCUGCGUGACUUUGCGGAGUGUCGCAUCUGGGUCCGCGUUCAAGAACGCGACCAGUACAAGCGGUUUAUCGCGACGGGCAAGACAAACAAGGACUUCUCGCUCAACUACAUCUCGGCAGUGAGACACAUAGAUUGGAGUCUGUGCGCGGUCGGAGCCACGCUGCUCUGGCUGCACUGGGUGUACGAGUUGGUCCCCAUCCUCUACGGGGAUAUAGCCCCCCCUCUCGACUUCACGGAACCCUUGACGUGGUACGACCAGUACCUCUUCUUCCCCCUUCGCGCGGGCACAAAGAAGCAGAUACCGCCCACGACUCAUCACGACUGGGCGGCGAAGAUUUUGGGGGACGCGGGAAUCACAUGCUCGCGUGUGGUUCACGCGACGAGAGCUGGUGGGGCUCAGCACUCGUCCGCGGACGGAAUGCCCUCUGAUCAGCUGGCAAGACUAGGGGGUUGGCGCUUUAUCGACGUGAUGACUAAGCACUACCUCACAACUAUUUCGAGGGAGGCCGUGCUCCUGAAGGCUGGCUUCACAGGGGCUGAUGGUGACUACUUCCUGGGUCGCGCAACUGUUCCGGUGAGCGAGAAGCUGGAGAAGCAAUUGAGGAAGCACAUUUUCCCCUGGGCCGCACCGGACAAAGGACAGAAACAGGAGGUCAGUACUAGAAUGGACGCGCAGAACCAGGUGACCGUCCUCACUGUGUACCUGACUCGUUCGCAAGCGGACAACACCAGGCUGGGUGUAGAGUUGGUAGCGACUCAUAAACGGGUGAAAGAGCUGGAGGUUCUGUUGGAAGAUAGCGAUCGGGAGCUGGCCGCGAAAGACGAACGCGUGAAUGAUCUGGAGGCCCAGCUGUCGUGUCUCACCGUGAGCAGCUCAGGGCCGACCGCGGAUCCGAGUCCGGCAAACACUCCUGGAGCCGUGGCCGCGCCUACCAAUGCCGAAACCCCCACCGACCAGGGAACACGUAAGAAACCCGCACAGCCGACCAGGGACGAGACAAUUCGGGACGCAAUCAUGAAACCAUGGGUCAACGCGACCAAGCCGUCGGACGGAUGGAAGCUGUACAAGUCCACGCACCCGCUGAUCGGCGAGAGUCCAGAGUCGCUCCUGUCCCAACCCCCCGGUGCAGUUACGCGAAUGGCCGAGCUCAUUGGGAAGGAGGGAGGCGGCCAGAACGCCGCCCAGAAUGCGAUAAACCGUGUAAAGCGAGUCAUGGACUUCAUCUCCCGCAGGGUGGAGCAGGGAGACAACAUCGCGGUCGUGCUCGACAAGCUCGACCUCGUGUCUCGAACUGUGGGCAUGUCGGGUGUGUCGGAAGGUAUCGCGGUGAAGAAGAAGAGUGUUAACUUGAACCUGAGCGAGCUGAAAAAAGGUUCUCCGGCGGAGGUGCAGUUGCGGGUGAAAUGGAUGCUGGUACGCGACCGCAUGAUCGAUGCCUCUCUACCCGCGUCAGAGUUUCCGGUCGCGUGGCCUCAGUACUGUGCCCAGAUGCCCCGACUAGCUUAA